AUGGCCUUUUCAGCCAAUUUAAGAGCUGAAGAUGUUAAUGCUAUAGGCCGAAAACGUUUGGAGAGAAUAGUAGAUUUGGAUGCUUUGGGGAUUGGUUUGAUUGUGACCGGCCUCCAACAGGACGAGGAUAACGAUCUCAAAUCAAAAAUUCGUCAGAAAUUCACGCGAGAGUCCGACGAUUUUCUUGGACAAACAAUUAUUGAAGUUCGAACGCUGAGCGGUGAAAUGGAUGUUUGGUAUAACCUCGUGUGCUCUUACAUCAUUACAGAAAAGCGUACGGACAAAUCGGCUGUAUCCGGGGCGAUUCGACUGCAAAUUUUGGUAGAAAUCAAGGGUGAAGAACAAACUGCCUCUUAUCACGUCCAGUACACCGCUUUGCAUGAGAACAUAUUCUGUUAUCUAUGUGGACAACACGAACCGGUCUUCCUUCCCGAACCUGCGCCAGCCUCAGCCAAACCGUCCACAGAUGCGUGGCGUGUUUAUUUCAACCCGGUUGGUCAAGAAGUUGUGGACGAAUUCGCCAUGCGUUAUGGAAUCGAACCGAUUUUUCAGGCCAUGACUCAUUUUGCGUGUUUGACGACCAAAUACAACUGUCCCUCAGUCCCCGCUGUGUUGUCCGUACUGUUGGCCAACAUCAACGCUUUCUAUGCGCAUACAACCUCGUCAAACAGUCAAACUGCAAGCGAACGUUUCAGUGCAAGCAAUUUUGGGCGCGAGAAGUUUAUCAAACUUUUGGACAGUUUGUAUAUUGCUAUUCGGAUUGAAUUAUCCAAAUAUCGGACGGUUUUUCCGGCCUCCAAACCCGAACGGCUGAUGGAUCUGAAGUCCACAGUGGAUCUGUUGACUAGUAUCACGUUCUUCCGGCUAAAGGUAAGUUACAGUUUGUUAAAUGUUCAAGAAUUGACUUCGCCCCCACGGACCGGACAAAUUCUGCGCGAAUGUAUCGCUGCCUGUAUACACGCGACCUAUCAGUGCCUGUGCGAAAACGUGCAUGAAUUGUACGGGAAAAGUGUUCAGAGUGUGGGUGGUGCCGGGAAUGGUGGUAACAGUGCCGGUGCCCCGACCGAGCUAGGUCCUGUGGAUGGUCAGCAGGACACAUCACAACCGAGUCAGUCGAUGGGCACGAGCGGAACGGAACCCUCGGACGAUAUGCGCUCGCUCACCUACUGGCAUCGAUUGAUCACCUUGAUUGUUUCCGUCCUCGAGGAUGAUCGAAAGCAUUAUGCACCGGUGCUCAAUCAAUUUCCGCACGAAAUUAACCUCGGAGACAUGUCAGCCGAGAUGAUGUGGAACUACCUGUCGGAGGACCUGUCCGCCGAUUUACAGCAUCAUGCUACUCUGGCCCGAAAACUGAUGGAUUCCGGUGAGGUCAUGGAGUCGACGCAGACCGCGGUGCGAUCGAGGUUUCGCGUUCCCGGCCGGUCGCAACAUAACGGGCCGGUGAGCACGAACGGAUCUGGGCCCCGGAUCAAAUCGUCCGAUUACAUGAAUCUGUGCUUCCGAGUCAAGUGGUUUUACAACUCGUAUAUUGCAAGUUUGCCCCAGUGUCGCAAUAAAGUGCCUGAGUAUCCGAAAUGGUUCGAGAGUUUAGUCAUGCUAUGGCUAACAGAAAAUGAUGACGUCUCGGCUAACUACCUGCGAAACGCCUAUGAACGGGACAAGCAGGACGGAUUUCAGUGUUCCAGUGAGCAUGUCCUGUACUCGAACUCUGUGGUUGAUGUGUUUACCCAAUUAAACCAGUGUUUCGAUGUGAUUCGCAAACUCGAGUGUCCGGAUCGCGAGGUCGAGGGGCACUUUUUGCAUCGAUUUUCCCUGACGGUCGAAAAGGUGCUUCUGGCCUACACGGAUCGUGUUCUCGCUGAUUUCCCUACAUAUCAAACAGACGGGAGAGUCGCAUGUAUACUGGUGACCAACACGCAGCAACUUCGUGUUCAACUUGAAAAGGUUUACGAAACCAUGGCGCGUGAAAGCCUGGAAGAGAGAACCAAUGAUCGGCUGACCGCGCUUCAGGGCCGUCUAAACGAGGCCGUCGACAAACUGGUUAUGCAACUCACGGCCCAAUUUGAGAACGGGGUACGAACUCACGUGCGCGAAUGUGGUCGUCUGCUUCAAAAGGUGAGUUCAGUUGUCUGGGUUUCCUUUUUGGGGGUCGGGGGGUGGAGUUGCAGGUGUUAA
Echinostoma caproni is the source of this 2175-nucleotide messenger RNA. NCBI's taxonomy places the organism in Eukaryota, Metazoa, Platyhelminthes, Trematoda, Plagiorchiida, Echinostomatidae. The record is from the annotation of a GenBank genome assembly.